Molecule: messenger RNA, 4822 nt
Organism: Xiphophorus hellerii (green swordtail)
Lineage: Eukaryota; Metazoa; Chordata; Actinopteri; Cyprinodontiformes; Poeciliidae
Product: delta-type opioid receptor-like
Exons: 2
Coding region: 1714-2745 (343 amino acids)
Biological process (GO): G protein-coupled receptor signaling pathway
Cellular component (GO): plasma membrane
Molecular function (GO): G protein-coupled receptor activity
Source: RefSeq, a predicted model, not a curated record
AAAGCGAAGAAGCAUGUCAGUCACAGGUUGUGUUCAAAUGCCAAACGCAGUCCUCUGCUUGCAGGUAAGUGCUGCCUGGUAUCACAAAGUCACAACUCUGGAGUUGGGAGUAAUAUGUCCUUCAGGUCUUUUAUCCAACAACCACGAUGCCAAAAGGACACAAGCUAACUUUUUAUUACACUACAUCAACAGAUGAGAGGGGGUCAUUUUCUGUUGCACAACCUUGAAAUGAGCUAAACGUUGUGAUUUUUUCUGCCUGUAGGGAGGUGGAGUACACCAGAGGAUAGAGGAACACAAAGUUCAGACUGAGAACAGCUGUGCUGCUAAUGAGAAACAGCCACACAUGCACGCUUACAAGGUUUCAUUAAGAGCAGGAUUGCUUAAAAAUAAAAAUAAACUUCUGUAAUAGUUCCUUUUAUUACACGGUUCUUAAACAGAUGGAUGGACAGAUAUGGAGUACACAUAUUUUACUAUGCUUUCAUCCGUAGAAAAUCCUCACAUUUAAAUUCCAUAUUUUCCAAGAUCUCGUGGGAACAUUGUUAAUAGUGAUAAAAGAGGUCUUUUCUCAGGACUGGAUACGACCUCACUAAGUCUUUCCCACUUCUGGCCAAAUACCCAGUGAGGCUCCUUGCCAGAUGAGGCACAUCUUCAGUCUAACACCAGACAUGAUUCACUGUUUCUGUUAUGAAUGUUUCUAAGUGAAGCAACGCUGCUCCGAAGUUGAGCAACUUUCCAAACAACACUUUUUUUGCAUUCAUAAAUCACUGCGCAGUAAAAAUCGAUGUACAUGUAAUACAUUGUUCCUUGUUCCCUCUCUCUUUAGAGCUGCUAAUGAGCUGUAAAUCUCCAAAUCUUCCUUUUUACACAAACUCCUUGAUCUUUUUGUUGACCUAAAUUAUCUCGGCAUGUAUACAUUUGCUGUUGCCAAUCAUACAGAUGAGUUCCAGUUUUAUAACUCCUAAUGGUGGCUUUCCUGACACAGAUUUCAUGGCAGCUGCCUGCAGUAGGUGUGAUAGCUGCUCAGUGUUUGCUAUCAGGCUGGAAGUCAAUAAUUACCCAGAUUUUGCAGGCGAACUCCAUUCCACUGACUCCUCUUGUUUAUUUAUAGUUUCUAUGCAUAUUUUGUACAUCCAUGCACAAGGACUUCUAAACAAAUCUUAUCCUUUCUGAUAAGAACCUAAAAUGAUGAAGCAUGGGAAAAAAAAAACUUUGCUAGGCCUCAUUAGGUCCUCCCACAGAGAGGCGACCAACCCAUCUCUGGUGUGCUGUCUCAUAAUCGGUCCAGAGUUCACCUACCGCUUACAGUCAAGCUUUUCACCUUCUCCGUUCACAUCAUGCUCCCAAUACGCUUUGCAGAAUAUCCCUCUCUGCGGAGAAAAGAGGGCUGUGGAUUGAUUUGUCCGACUGAGAAGUGAUGUGGAGCGGUGGGCUGCUGUGAGAUGCCAGAUCUGAACUCACAGCUUUCAUUCAAGAUCACAGGGAUCACAAAGAGGAGCAAAGAGCUGAUUGGACGGCACAUGGAAAAUAGAUGCAUCACUAAACAAGUCUGUUAUGUCGACGGUCAUGUCCCGAUAGGAGCAUGUCAAGAAGAAGCAGGUGUUUAUAUUUAACAAUCACCUUCUCCUCUAAAAACUGCCUGGUAUUAUCAGCUGUUUUAUGACUGGCUGAGUGUAAUGACCAAACAAGCUGUUGGGGAGUAUUAAGAGCGUCAGAAUGACCUGGACUGAGGACAGGAUGCUGAACUCUUCUGGUCCAGAGGGUCCAGUGGGGAACAGCAGCAGCGUGGAGCAGAUCCUCGUCCCCAUAAUGGAUUCACUCAUUUUGAUCCUGGGAGUUACUGGACACAGCUUAGUGAUGGUGAUCUUGUGUGGACGACAGAGGAGGGGGGUGGGACACACUGGACAAACUCCCCAGGUGUCCACGAUGGGCAAGGGAACGGACAUCCUGCUGCUGGCUCUGAGCGCUGCAGAUCUGCUUCUGCUCUCCACGAUUCCCUUCUACACGGUCUCCAUAGCCAUGCAGAAGUGGCCGUUUGGGAACGUCAUGUGCCGUCUGGUGGGCUUCCUGGGAUCUGCCUGCUCGUCCGCCAGCGUCUUCACCCUGGCGGCGCUGGCCGUCUCUCGUUAUCUGACUGUGGUGAAACCCACCAGAGCAUACAGCCUGCUCAUCCCUCGCAGGGUCUCCAUGAUCGCCGUCCUCAUCUGGGUCCCAGCCUGCUCCCUCGGAGCCCCUCAGUUGGCUUUCCGCUCCGUGGGACCCCCUCGAGAAAUCACUGACGGCCUCACUUGCUUUGCCUUCCUAUCUCACGAGCAGCAGAUGAUUUAUGGACUGUUUCACUUCCUCGCAGCCUUCAUGCUUCCACUGGUCACCAUCACAGUGGCAUACGGCAGCAUCUACGUGUUCCUGUGGCGGGGCCAGCAAGCUGGCAGGGCCCCUCAAGUCGAGCGCUAUCAAAGCAAAGUGACUCAGACGACAGCCAUGCUGGUGCUGGCCUUUACUGUGUGCUGGCUGCCCUCGUAUGGACUGACGCUGGCCUUACUGGCCAAUCCAAACUCGGGGGCCACUGGGGCCACGCCGCAUUAUGGCGCCUUUAGUGUGUUUGCUCGCCUAAUGGCAACCUCUUCUACAGUGAUGAACCCUAUCCUCUACGUCCUGAUGUCCCAAAAGUUCAGACAGGAUCUGCUGAGAAUUUUCAAACGGGAACGGCAAAAAGUAAAGAACAAUGUGGUGUUGUCUGUUGUCUGACAGUAUUAAUGUAACCAACUCACUGACUGGAAAACAAACUUUAUGCUGUAAGACCUGUGAAGAAAAUGGUUGCCACUUGGCAUCGGUGACAGACUGAAACUGGAAAGCUAUGCCACUCGUUGUAAACCGGUAUUCACCCUUGAGUCGCAUUAAGAGAUCAUUGUGAAAACGGUCUUAAAAUUUGCUUUGUGUCCAGAUGGUUUACAAGAACAGUAGGAAUUGUCUAUUCCGGGGAAGAGUGGCAAGAAAUAAAGAGAUAAGAAGGCUCGACUGUUUACAAGCCUUGUAGCAGAUACAGCAAACCCGCUAAAGAAAACUGACUGCAUGUUUAGGGUCGUUGUCUGUACAGCAACACAUUGCAGCUAGAGCUAAAAGGCAUUUAUGAUCUGCAUUCAGUGGUACUUAGAUGAAAUUUUGGCAUUAAUAAUUUGCAAGAAAAAUAUUAAUGUAAUAAUUGUGUAGCAACUGAUGAGAGUGGGCCAGGAACAAAUGCUGGCAUCAACUUACGCUGUGAUUUAUUCCUUUGUAAAGUUCAAUCUCAGAUCAGCAAAUAGCAUCAAAUCUAAAUGUAUUUCUGUUUCAAGUUAGAAAAUCAAUAAAAUUUGCUAAUUAAUGCAUGUUAUUUGUUGAUCAGGAGACCUGCUAGUAGCAACACAAUGUAAUAAAUAUUUUUUCUGAGAUUUGUACUGUCAAACAGCACAGCAACUAGUUUAAUAAAGCACAGUAUGUGAUUUGUAUAAAAAGUACAAAUAAAAAGUUAUUCCUCUUCAUAUUCAGCCACGACUAAAGUGCAAAGUAGCCAUUUUGGAUUUUGACGUUGGGGUUGGUAAGAAUCCUCUGAUUUGGACUCAGAAUCUAUUAAUUUCUCCAACUUUAAAUCUUGUAAAUGUACAUGUCAGAGUAACAAUAGAACAUUAAACAUAACAUUAAGCUCCCUCUUCUGACCAAUUAUCCCAAACAAACAAAUAAGUGUUGAGCAACAAAUUAUGAAGCUUAUUUUCCUUUUGCCCCAUUGUUUUAAAUGAAAUGAGUUUGUUCAAACUGUCAAACUUUGUGUGUACUUGGGUGUUACCUACUGUAAAAUGUUUGAGAGCCAGCAAUAUAGAUCAAAGCAUAAUCAUGUGUAAAUGACCUGGUUAAAGUCCAGACUUCAACCUAGUUAACAGCCUGUGGUAAAACUUGAAAACCGAUGUUUGUAGACAGCAUUUGUUCAAUCUGAACGCAUUAUUUGGUAAAGAAAUAAAAACAAACAUUUAUUUUUUUUAUCUGUAGUGUAGAUUACAGAUAGGAGAACUGAAUUGCAUAAGACGAUCACAAGAUUUGCUGUGGGUGUGGAUGGCUUACGGGCGCAGUAGGAGAACCAAUUCUGAAUCACAUUCCAUGUUAAACAGAUUAAAGCGAAGCUACUUUGGUAAAACAUUAACAUUGCACCUGUGUUUUGUUGUGCUCAGAUAAAGUAAAUGAAGGUCUAUUUGUUUCUGGACCUCCUGUCCAUUUUGUUCUCAAAGCAUAAAUAAAAAAAUAAUUCCCCUUUCUUUUGGGUUUGGCAACAACUUGAGAAGAAAGAUUUCCUGGUUCUGUUUACAUAAGUGGGAGUUUCUGUGGAAAAUCUUGCAGCUUUGUUCUCCAGGAGGAUUUCUCAUCAGGGGGUUGACGGUUACACACAAGCCCUUUUCUAAAAUCGAAAGAAAAAGGUUGGAAAAAAAAAACACAGUUUGGCAAAUGACAGGGUUUGUAUGUUAGAGGAGAAUGUGGGAAUAAAAAAGAAAGAAGAUAAAUAGAGAAAAUAUCUGUAGAAAUAUCCUUACCCUUUGAACUUCUUCGUUUUGUACAAGGGGCAUUUGAACAGACAAUUUCUACAAAGUAUUUUGAUUCAGAGAGACUAAAUACAAAGACAUCUAUGCCGUACUUUUCAAAUUCGUAUGAGUACAAUUUAUAGUGUAUCAGUUUCUUUCUGCUUUUCAGCUAUGAACUACUUUGUGGUGGUUUAUCAUAGAGGUACCCCCCAAAAGUUUGUUUGUAAUGUUACAAAAUGCAACUUGAAAAGUAUGAAUGUUUUUAUGAGGAGACAAAAGUU